Messenger RNA from Brassica oleracea var. oleracea, 1796 nucleotides. RefSeq lists its product as uncharacterized. Bases 858 to 1340 code for a protein of 160 amino acids. The transcript is spliced from 10 exons. The record is from RefSeq and is a predicted model, not a curated record. NCBI's taxonomy places the organism in Eukaryota, Viridiplantae, Streptophyta, Magnoliopsida, Brassicales, Brassicaceae.
CCUGCACCGGAGUAGAGAAGAUGCCACUGAAACGCUUCCCUAUCUCUCAGAUGACGUUACACUCUUCAAUUCUUGUGUAAUUCCACCUACACCAUCUUCGUUGCAUAUAAAUACAAACUGUAUGAGAGACGAAGCCAAAUCCUUUUGUUUUUCCUAAUUCUGAACUUCUGUUCAUUCUCAUUAAAACGUUCUACCAUGGCGACUUUUCAAGUUUAUUUCUCGGAGUUCACACCAGACUACUUUAAUUUUGGGAGGCCUGUCAUGUGAAGAAACGCAGGGAGCUGAUGGGCGUUCAUAUACUGCUAUUGAUACAAAGGGGACCCUCUUCGAAGCCUCUAUCAGUGUUUACCGCCUUAACAACUCUUAAAAGAAGGCUCCUUUUAUGAGCUGAGUGAUUUUCAUGUUGCAAGAAGCAACCCCAAAUUCAGGUUUGGUAACGCUCUCCUGUUGCAAUUAGAUUUUCGGAACAACCCGUUUAGGUUGAGCUCGCAGAACCGAGUCAACAGAUCCUGGCUGACCGGUUUAGGUUCUGCAAGCAUGACCAACUCAUGUUACUCUUCAACACCAACACUGAUUUGCGAGUCGGAGAAAUUAGGAGUAUCAAAACGUUUUCAACAAGGAGACCCAACAACGAUGAGUAUGCCGCCGUCAGUAUCUGAAAAAGAACAUGUUCAUACUUUCUCUGAAGCGAAAGUGAUGUUUUCGUCUCUAAAAUUUCAUCAAUCGGAAUGAAUAAAAUAAAGACAAACAAGAGCUUUUAGCUGAAGAGAGAGAUUACAAGCGUCGAAGAAUGUGAAACCGUGGCAAGAAGUGGAAACGAACGCCUCGACAGAGUUGUAGAAUGUUUUGGCUCCACCAUGUCGUGUUUGAGGAAUUUUGCAGAUUUUGUGAGAGAAUUGAACGUGUUGUGGGAUAUGAUUGAAGGAUUUACAGAAGAAAUUAAGCUAGCAGGAGGUAUUGGAUGUUUUGAGAAGAGAAUGUCAUUAUUCUCCUCCUCUUUUAUAGGUCGUCCAUUCUUCAACGCAACCUCCGGAAGACAUUUCUACUUUCACCAGGAAACUCUUGCCAGCAACAGGUUUCAUAAAGUAAUGUGUGGUUCUGAAACUGGCUCAUCCUCGACUUCUUUCAGAGAUUUAGAUGUUCAGAAAAUUGAAUAUGUCACACUAUCGGAGCUGAAUGCCUAUGUCGGUAAUCCUAACCCACAGGAAACUGAAUUCCUCUGCAAAGCCAAAGUCAGUUACAUCUCCGUUUCUAAGUGCUAUCGAAAGCUACAGCAUGGCUUCACAUCUUAUACAUGUGCCUGGUGUAAUGACGAGAAGGCUGUUAGGGACUUAGGGUAGUAAAGUGAUGUAUUCUCACAUCAAUAGCAUUGAUCGUUUAUGAAUCAUAUGCUCCUCUCCUGAAAUUUACGCCUAACUAACACCUGUUAACCUAACACUUGCAACAAGUUUUUCAGCUUUAAAUAUAGGCAUCACCAAGGUGUUCCAGUGAACAACAACCGAUGCGAGUCUGGUCCAAAUGUUGAAUACGCGGUCACUGCACCACCGCUACCAGCUCCAACUGUGGCAAACGCAAGCUCCAUGGAGGAUCGUGCUCGAACCGAGGAGAACGAAAUGCAAAGUAGACGCGCAAGGAGUGAUCACUCAAUUUUUUGGAGAUGAUGAACCUGCUACACAUUAUGAAGUCCCACCAGCAGUUUUAAUGUUUUCAAAUUUGUUGCAAUAAUUAUGUCAUCCAUUUAUCUGAAAGCACAAAUUAUUUGGAUUUAAUCUCUUCACAACAAAAUAGUGACAAGC